AUGGCCUCAUUCACGGAAAAGUCGCAACCUCUUGAGGAAAGCAGCGGUAAAGUCGUCGACAAGAAGAACAGGGAGAAGAUUGGAGCAGCGAAAAAAGUGGACAAAGUCGACGACAGUGCCGCCAAUCAACAAAAAGAGCAACAAAAAUACGAGAUUUUUGAUCCGGCACACUACUACGUUGGCACGGUUAGCCGCGCGAAUGCGAAUCUCGAAGCUCUGGAGGAGAAAAUCCCGCUUCGUCUUAUCUAUCGACAAACGAAUGAUGGCGAAAAGAUUACAGAAAUCAUCAUCCGCACUCGCAGCAAUGAUAAACGCGUGAAAGAGGUCUCUUUGGAUGGAGAGAAAAGGUUUUCGUCCUUGCGUGAUCUUCUCAAACACUACUCGAAGAAUGACCUUCCGUCUCUAACUUCUACUACU
Molecule: messenger RNA, 417 nt
Organism: Mesorhabditis belari
Lineage: Eukaryota; Metazoa; Nematoda; Chromadorea; Rhabditida; Rhabditidae
Source: the annotation of a GenBank genome assembly